AUGUCCGAUAUACGACGUCGAGCGCCUGCCGACCCAUCCGGGUCAUCUCUCGUGAGCGAAGAGCCUACAUUAAACGAGAAGGACAAAGAUGUUGGCUUGAAGCAUGGAGUUUUCAUGCAGAUAUUGCGAUCUCUGCUGCUCGCAACAUGGUUCAAUGGUUGUUGUGUGUGUAUAUUCAUGACACAGCUCAUCGGGGCACCGUUGUACUUUGUUAACAAAAACUAUUACUACGCUUAUAUGGCUAUGACGAAGCAAUGUUUCGGGAUUCUUAUCGUUACCAUCACCCAAUGGGGUGCUCCGACGGUAGUCCGUGUCAGCGGUGAUGAGUCGGUCAAAGGACAGAUACAACUUGGUGCCAACGGAUUGCUCAAGACGAAUUUCCCGGACCGCCUCGUAUUCGUUGCGAACCACCAAGUAUACACAGAUUGGUUGUAUCUGUGGUGGGUAAGCUAUACAUCCCGUAUGCACGGCCACAUCUAUAUCAUCUUGAAGGAGUCGCUCAAAAGGAUACCUGUCAUUGGUCAAGGAAUGAUGUUCUAUGGCUUCAUAUUUAUGGCCCGUAAGUGGGAAGCGGACAAACCGCGCUUGGAGCAUCGUCUCCAGAAGUUAAAGUCGAGACACACUGGCCCCAUGUCUGGUUCACAGAGUUUAGAUCCUAUGUGGCUGUUGAUAUUCCCAGAGGGAACCAACCUUUCCAUCAACACAAAGAAUAUCAGCAACAAAUACGGAGAAAAGCAAUUACGAGGUACCGUAGAUUGGGUCUACGACUGCACUGUAGGCUAUGAGGGACCACCAAAAGGCAUAUACCCUGAUCGAUACUUCACUCUACGAUCCACCUACGGUCAAGGCCGGCCCCCCAAAUCCGUGAACAUGUACUGGCGACGCUGGGCCUUGGAAGAAAUUCCUUUGGAUGACCCGAAGGAUUUUGAGCAAUGGCUAUUGGAGCGCUGGAGAGAAAAGGAUGCCUUGCUCGAUCAGUUCUUUGAGACUGGGCGCUUCCCGACUUCUUUGGACUCUUCGAUCGAGACACAAAACAUUCCCGCAAAACAGAAAGACGAGGCGUCUCGUGGAUACGCUGAGACGGAGAUACAGCUGGCGCGCUGGAUUGAAGUUGUAGAGAUAUUUGCCGUUUUGCUAUUAGUCGGAUUUCUAUGCAGGACGUUUUGA
Messenger RNA from Talaromyces marneffei, 1167 nucleotides. RefSeq lists its product as uncharacterized. The record is from RefSeq and is a predicted model, not a curated record. Gene Ontology annotation, molecular function: acyltransferase activity. The transcript is spliced from 3 exons. The coding region runs from base 1 to 1167 and encodes 388 amino acids. Lineage: Eukaryota; Fungi; Ascomycota; Eurotiomycetes; Eurotiales; Trichocomaceae. Gene Ontology annotation, cellular component: endomembrane system.